Molecule: messenger RNA, 1304 nt
Organism: Astyanax mexicanus (Mexican tetra)
Lineage: Eukaryota; Metazoa; Chordata; Actinopteri; Characiformes; Acestrorhamphidae
Gene: haus7
Product: HAUS augmin-like complex, subunit 7
Exons: 10
Coding region: 47-1123 (358 amino acids)
Biological process (GO): centrosome cycle; spindle assembly
Cellular component (GO): HAUS complex
Molecular function (GO): microtubule minus-end binding
Source: RefSeq, a predicted model, not a curated record
AUAUUUUUGUUGGACCUGGCAACCCUGUUACAGACGCACAGGAGCCAUGGCGGGGAAUUCGAAGCCGCAGCAGCUGUCUGUGCGGGUUUACAGCGCCCUUCAGAGCAUUGGCUGCCCCCUGGUUGAUGGACUUUAUCUGACAGAAGCUGAUCAGAUGCAAGAGCUUCUGUGUACACCUUCAUUACAUCGCAUGGACAUCCUUAAAUGGAUCUGCAUCAGAAUAUGCCCCUUCCUGAGGGAGAAAUUCUCUACAAUCAAAUCGGAGCAGACUGAGGAGGUGGUCAAAGAAAUCACACGGUUUGGACAUGAAAUGAUGCUGUGUAAACCUGAUGAUCAGCAGCUAAUCCAGGGCCUUGCCACACCAUUACGGCAGCUUUUGUUUUUGGACGAGCUUCUAAUGAUUGCCCAAGAUAGUAAUGACACAUCGUCCAAAGAGAACUCCUCUGGAGAUGAUGGUGUAAGAAAUGAGGAUCUCCUGAAAGAGCUGAUGUCCCCUGACCACCUGUCUGACCUGGUACAGCUAAUGAAUCCUGUCUGCAACCCCUGGUCUGCACACAUCCGGGACCACCUGAGGGCUUUGCAGUCCACAUUGACUAAGACAAACAACACUAAAUCCAGUGACAUAAAUAACAGGACUCAUCAGCAUUUAGGCUUUGGCAAAAUUGAUGGCAAUGAUCUGACUAAAGCCAAAGAGCUACUGCAGUCCACUCAGACUGCUUUAGCAGAGCUACACAAAGAGUGUGAAUUUCUGCAUUCAGACCCUGCAGGCCCUGGAGCCUCACUGUCACCCUGUGCUCUGAAAUUGGCCAUAUCUGACAUGGCUCAGCUCAUGACCGCCUUUAGCCAUGUCUACCACACAGACUUCAAGGGUUACUGCCAGAGAGCGCCCCCUGUACUCGAUCCACAGGCACAUUUGUUCCAGUCUGUACAUCAGCUCCUGCACAACUGCAAUAUGGAGCUGGAGGCUCUGCAGCAGCUCUCAGAAACCUCGUCCUCACUGGCAGAGACAGUCAAACAUAGACAGACAGAAAAGAGAUACUGGGCCAAGGGAGAGAAGCACACACUACCUAAUCGGUUGGAGUCACUGAAGAACAGAUACGCUGCAUUUCUAAACCAUCACUAAUCAUAACAUGUUUUUCUAGCUUGAGAUUAUAAUGUAGUGUGACUUUUCAGAAGUUAUUGUCAAAUAUCAUUGUAUCUGCAGAUUACUAACUUGAGUAUGUAAAUAUUUUGUACUUUAAUUGCCGUAUUUUACUAAAAUGAAUUAUAAACAGCAUGCUGUAAAUAAAAGUGUGGUCAAUAUA